CUCAUUUAUUAAUUUUAACAAACAAAACUUUCAUUUCACCCAAACACUGCCUUAUUUCCCCGUGUAUAAAUACCUCAUCUUUCCUCAUGAAUCUUUCCCCUGCAGCAUGGUGUGCCAAUUGCUACUCAAUUCUUUAAUUCUUUCUCUUCUUCGCCGUCGCCACCACCUCCACCACCCUCCUUAAAUUUCACAAAAUUUUCUCGUAAAUCACAUUUUUUGAUAAUAAACUGUGAAUAUUACCAUACCAAUCAAAAGAGUUACAGAACACCUAGGACGACAACCACCUUCUUAAAAAAAUCAACGAUGCUUGUCUCUGUUUUUCUCGCGCUCUUCCUUCCAUGUGUUGGAAUGAGCGCGGUUUUCUUAGUCUACAUAUGUUUGCUCUGGUACGCGGCAGCAUACCAGAGCAAUCACCAGACUGAUCCGGUGAAGCCCACUCAAGAAUUGGGCCUAUCUGCGGCUCAAUUGGAUAAACUUCCAAAAAUCACAGGGAAAGAAUUGGUAAUGAGCAAUGAUUGUGCGGUGUGUUUGGAUGAAAUUGACAGUGAGCAAUUUGCUAGAGUUGUUCCUGGUUGUAACCAUGGAUUUCACCUAGAAUGUGCUGAUACUUGGCUUUCAAAGAAUCCUGUUUGUCCUAUUUGUAGAACAAAGCUCGAGCCUGAGUUCUUUAAUCCUCCUGAAAGUAACCCAUGUUGAAGAAAUUAAUUACAGCAAUCUCUGCUGUAAACAUCUAAUUUUUUUCUUGUCUUAUAGGAGUAGUAUGCAUUUCAUAUAGAUUGAGAUGAUGGGUACUGUUUAAUUUUUGGUUCUUUUCUUUUUAUUUAAUUCUGAAUUUUGGGUGGUGGGUGUUGUUAUGAGAAGAGCUUAAUUCAAUCAAGUACAGUUUCUUA
Molecule: messenger RNA, 890 nt
Organism: Lycium ferocissimum
Lineage: Eukaryota; Viridiplantae; Streptophyta; Magnoliopsida; Solanales; Solanaceae
Product: E3 ubiquitin-protein ligase ATL23-like
Exons: 1
Coding region: 304-696 (130 amino acids)
Source: RefSeq, a predicted model, not a curated record